This is a messenger RNA of Ipomoea nil (Japanese morning glory), 1310 nucleotides long. RefSeq names its product THO complex subunit 4D. Gene Ontology annotation, molecular function: mRNA binding. The transcript is spliced from 7 exons. The coding region runs from base 402 to 1100 and encodes 232 amino acids. Gene Ontology annotation, biological process: mRNA export from nucleus. Gene Ontology annotation, cellular component: nucleus. The record is from RefSeq and is a predicted model, not a curated record. Lineage: Eukaryota; Viridiplantae; Streptophyta; Magnoliopsida; Solanales; Convolvulaceae.
UUAGCAAUUUCACGGCAGGCCCAAGUCCAAAUUGACGCCAAAACUGAAAGUCGGUCUUCUUCCACGCAAUCCCCCCCAAACACCACUGCAACGCUGCACCUCCACUCUUCCUUUCCCAACGCUUUUUUUACCUUUUUCGGUCUCCCUGCUCUGCUACGCUUUUACACUCUUUCUACUCCAUCUUCUCCGUCAAUCAAGCUACAUAAUCAUUAUACUAUACAUGUAUUUCGUCCUCUUUCAAGCGUCGAUUGAACAUACUGCGUAGCUUUGGUCCCCAUCGACUAGUCCGCUUCAAAAUCGCUGAUUUUUUUCCAGAAUUACUGUUUGGGGGUUGCUCCCAGAUUCGGAUUGUUAUUUGAGAUUUGGAGGUGCUGGUCUGCUUGCCUGGUAGUUUUAUUGAUAUGGCCAGAGGUAGGGGACAAGGGAGGCCAUGGCGUGGAAGAGGGUCUGGGGGAUCACUUAGAGGUGGAAGAACUACUGGAGCUCCUCGUAAUAGAGGGCCAUUUGAUCUGCAUGCUAGGCCAUCAUCUCACACUAUUGCCAAGUCUUUCCACAGAACAAAUAACUUGCCGUGGCAGGGCCUUAGAUCUACUGGGUUAUUGUCAGGAUUAGAUACUGGGACAAAGUUAUAUGUUUCCAACUUGGACAUUCUGGUUUCUAAUGAUGACAUAAGGGAACUCUUUUCUGAGAUGGGAGAACUGAUAAGAUAUGCGAUCCACUAUGACAAGUAUGGACGCACCAGUGGUUCAGCCGAGGUGGUUUUUGCAAGAAAAGGUGAUGCGAUGAAAGCAGUUAAGAGAUACAACAAUGUGCUGUUGGAUGGGAGGCCUAUGAAGAUUGAAGUAAUUGGCAACAAAGCAGAAUUUCCUCUGCUAACUGAUGUGAAAGUGGUUGGAGGUGUGAGUGGGAGACAAGUUCUCGUGAAUCAGGCACGCGGUCCUGCUUGGACAAAAGGUGCUGCCGGUGGUGGCGCUAUGCAGGGUUCUGGCCAAAGGGGUGGUGGGAGAUUGAGGAACAGACGUGGCCGACGCCAAGGUCGUGGAUGGAAGAAGGCGGCUGUUGACCAGUCAGCCGAUGACCUUGACAUCGAGCUAACUUGAGCGCAUAUUGUUGGUUCUGAACCCCCCUAAUAUAAGCUUCUAUAGCUCUAUAGGUGUAGCUUUGGUUUUAGUCACUUCUCAAAGAAUGCUGCUGCUAGAAUCAUUCUGCUGGUUGUAAAUUUGUUUUGUGAAGGAUUCUUCCCAGUACCAAACAAUGCUGUAGACAACCUUAUCUUAUGCAGUAAUGUUUAUACUAAUCUUCUUGUGUUA